Molecule: messenger RNA, 513 nt
Organism: Didymella exigua CBS 183.55
Lineage: Eukaryota; Fungi; Ascomycota; Dothideomycetes; Pleosporales; Didymellaceae
Exons: 2
Coding region: 1-513 (170 amino acids)
Biological process (GO): regulation of transcription by RNA polymerase II
Cellular component (GO): mediator complex
Molecular function (GO): transcription coregulator activity
Source: RefSeq, a predicted model, not a curated record
AUGUCGGGAUCAGCCACACCCCAUGCCCCUGCCUCAGCGCGCGCCUCACUGCCACCGACGGCCGCUGCGACGCCGGCCCUCCUGCACGCUCCCGCCUCUGCGUAUGCAUCCCCCGGCCUCCCGCCGCCCGCCACGUUCGACAUCGUGCCCGACCUCCACAAGCUCCUCAAGCGCAUCAUCGACGCCCCGCCACCAGACCCGUCCUCUCAGUCGGCCGCCGCAGACGGGCCUCUUGAGAUCCAGCAUGUAGCCACAGCGGCCACCGACAUCCGCCUGAAGAUACAGCGGGCACAGCGCGCCGUCAUGUCUUUGCCGGAGAUUGGCCGCACCUGCGCCGACCAAGAAGAGGAGAUCGAGGACCUGGAGGCUCGCAUUGCCCGUCUGAAGGCCUCUUUGCGAGAGCUCGCCCGGCCCGCAGAGACAACAGAGGACCGCGACACACGACCUACCUCGAUCGACUGCAUGGUUGCCCUCGACAUGGCUCUCGCCAAGGGUGCAAAGUGUCCGACAUGA